AACACUUCUUAAGAUCAUUACAAAUCAAAUUAUUGCAGACGCGGUACAGUGUUCGAUCGUUUAAAAAUUUUAAAUUCUUUGUGUUCGUUUAUUUGCAAAAAAGUACACGUACAUUUUCUCGUAGAAGAUGUCUGGGGAUGUACAAGCAAGAAAACGGAAAGAGAAGAGACGUAAAAAGGAUGAGGAGGACAGUGCUACAGCUGCACCUACUAUUGCAACUCCUAAAGAAAAUUUAGAAGACAACGUCUCUAUUCAUAUUUAUAAAGAAAGUAUCACUGGUGGACAUUGGUGUGCACGAAUUAUAUUCUUUGUUAUAUUAGCUGCUCUUGUCGGCUUAGUCGGUGUAAUUAUUUUUGAGCACAGAGGCACCUCAGAUAUUGAUACACCAUUAGAAUCGUCACGCUGGGCUUUCAUUUUUGAUGGGUGGGUUGAUGAUUCACUAUCCUUACACGAUGAUGAGCCACAUGAUGAAAAAGAGCAUGAAGAGAGUACAGAAAUUGAAAAAGAUGAUGUAGAAGAGAAACAUGAUGAAGCUUCAGAGUCCGUAGAAGCCGAGGCAUCUAAAGAAGAGGAAGAAGAGGAAGAGGGGGAACAAGAAGGAGAGGAGGAACAAAAGGAAGACCAAGAGGAGGAGCAAGAAGAAGAGCAAGAUGAUGAUGAAGAAGAGGAAGAAGAACAACAAAGCGAGGAAGAGAGCCAAAUUGAAGAAGAUAAUGAAGAAGAUGAUAGAGAAGUUCAAGAAGAAAGUGAAGAAGAAAUAAAUAGAUAUGAAGAGCAAGAGGAAGAGGAGGCAACUGAAAAUGAAUCAGAUGAAGAGCAAAAUAGAGGUUCUCUGGAUAAAGAAGAAUAUAUUAGCACAGAAUUAGAUGAGCAAACAGAAUAUGAAGACGAAAACCUUAGAAAUGAUAUUGAAGAAGAUGAAGAUACAAGUCCACAGAAUUUUUAUGAUACUGACGUAUUAGAAGAGGUUGAUGGUAAUAGUAAAGAAGAAAGUACAGAACACGUGUUAAUGGAAUCAGAGCAUCCAUUUCAAGAAGUUAUAAAUCCCCUCACUGACGAGGAUGUGUUUGAAAGAUAUGUAGACAUUCCUGGUAUUAAUGAUAUUAAUGACGACAAUAUAGAACCCUUAGAAGAGGUAGAAAGUAUAGAACCUGAAGAAUAUAUUAGUGAUGUAGAUAAAAAGCCAGAAAAAGAAGAUGAAGAAGAAAUUGAAGAAGAAGAAUCUAUAAAUGUGGCUAUGAAGUUUGGAGUUGGUGUGGCACUUGUUAUUGCUGCACACUUUGUCCUUGUCAAACGGUGGAACAAUGAAGUUGCGUUUGUUCAAAUUGAACCUCAAUUACUAGUUUCUUCUGAGAAACUAAACAAAGAAGAAAAAGUACCUGCAGAAAAGGAAAAAAUUUCUGAUACAGUAGUUUCUCAACAAGUGCAUAGACAAGAAAAGAAAGAGACUGAGAAAGAAAGAGAAGAAAACGAGGAGGAGGAAGGAGAGGAAGGAGAUUUGGAAGAUUUGGAGGAUGAAGAAGAAGAAGAUGAAAUUGAUGAGGAAGAGGAAGUAGAAGAUGAAGAAGAAGAAGAAGCUGAUAGUGAGAAUUGGGAAUGGAAAGAAGAACAAGAUUCUGAACGUGAAGAAGAAAUAAAGAUCAAACAAGGACGUAAAAAACAAAAGAAAGAAUCAGAAGAGGAAGAAGAGGACCAGGAAGAAAGUGAAAUUGAAAAUUUUGACGAUUCAGAAUUAAUUGCUAAACUCGAAGCCAAAUACGGGAAGUUACAAAUUGUAAAAAACAACGAAGAAGAUUCGGAAGAAGAGAAAGUAGCGCCAAGUAAAAACGUAACAAAAAGGAAACGUAACUAAUAGUGUAUUAGACU
Megalopta genalis is the source of this 1866-nucleotide messenger RNA. RefSeq lists its product as uncharacterized. NCBI's taxonomy places the organism in Eukaryota, Metazoa, Arthropoda, Insecta, Hymenoptera, Halictidae. The record is from RefSeq and is a predicted model, not a curated record.